Messenger RNA from Lampris incognitus (smalleye Pacific opah), 1407 nucleotides. It is a transcript of the gene grik6, whose product is annotated as probable glutamate receptor. Lineage: Eukaryota; Metazoa; Chordata; Actinopteri; Lampriformes; Lampridae. Gene Ontology annotation, biological process: monoatomic ion transport; synaptic transmission, glutamatergic; modulation of chemical synaptic transmission. The transcript has 9 exons. The record is from RefSeq and is a predicted model, not a curated record. Gene Ontology annotation, cellular component: postsynaptic membrane; plasma membrane; dendritic spine. Gene Ontology annotation, molecular function: transmitter-gated monoatomic ion channel activity involved in regulation of postsynaptic membrane potential; AMPA glutamate receptor activity. Bases 1 to 1407 code for a protein of 468 amino acids.
AUGCGACUUGAUAAGAUAAGGAUGCUGUUCGGCCCCAUCGUGUGCACUGUGGGGAUUCUUCUAGACAUAGGAUCAUGUACUGCUGUACGACCAGAGUUGCGAAUCACGACGAUCAAGCAAGACCCAUACGCAAUGUCUAAAGGCUCACAGCUGGAGGGCUAUUGCAUGGACCUGCUGUCCGAACUCGCCAAGAAAAUGGGCUUCAAGUACAAAGUGCACCUGGUGAAAGACGGCUCAUACGGCAGACAGGAUGAAAACGGGAACUGGAAUGGAAUGAUCGGGGAGGUGGCAAGAGGGGAAGCAGACCUCGCGAUUGCUCCUCUGACUCUCACUGCGGCCCGGGAGAAGGCCGUGGGUAUGACCAAACCGUUCAUGCAGACAGGAAUCAGCAUUCUGUUGAGGAGGGACAUCUCGGAGGAGGCAGCCUUUUUUGAUUUCCUGACCCCCUUCUCGGCCUAUACGUGGAUGGGCAUCCUCAUUGCCUACCUGGGAACAGCUGUUUGCAUUUUCAUUGUUGCCAGACUCAGCCCAUGUGAGUGGAGCCAACCCCAGAAUGAGGAGAACAGUUUUGGCCUCCUGCACAGCUUCUGGUACACUGCUGGAGCUCUCACCCUCCAAGGUGCUGGUCCUCACCCUAAAGCCCUGUCAGGACGGGUCAUCUGCUGCACCUGGUGGUUAUUUUCUCUUGUGCUAUUGGCCUGCUACGUCUCCAACCUCAGCUCCUCCAAGAGCUCUGAAUCUGCCCAGCUUAUGGUGAAAGGGUUCGAGGAUCUUGCCAAUCAGGAUGUCAUGCAGUACGGCUGCUUGGCUGGCUCUUCCACCCUUGCCUUUUUCAAGCAUUCGAACAACCCAGCCUAUCGGAGAAUCUAUGAACACAUGGAGAGAACAAAGAGUUUCGUCUCAUCGAUGGAUGAGGGCGUUCGUCGUGCAAAGGAGGAAAACUACGCCUUCAUCGGAGAGUCCGUCUCUCUGGACUUGGCAGUAGCACGCCACUGUGAACUGGUCAGAGCUCAUGAGGUCAUUGGCAUGAGAGGGUACAGCAUCGCCACCGCUGUCGGUUCUCCCCUUAUAAAAAAUCUCAGUGUGGCAAUCCUGCAGCUGAGUGAGGCAGGAGAGCUGUCUUACCUACGGAGUAAGUGGUGGGCCAGCAGCUGCAUGGGAGAUACAGCCAAGGCCUCAGCUGUACAGGUCCACAGCCUGAAGGGGAUGUUCUUGGUGCUGGCCUUAGGUCUGGGACUGGGUGUACUGUUGGCUGUCCUGGAACUAACCUCCAAGAGCCGCAGCAGUGCCGGGGAGCAGAGGAAAACCUGCUGCGUCGUGCUCUCCGAGGAGCUGAGACAGCGCGUGAGAACCAGCAACGUCAACAGACGGCAGCAGAGCGCGGAGAAGGACCCGGAGAAAGCGUGA